Abrus precatorius (Indian licorice) is the source of this 1337-nucleotide messenger RNA. Its product is annotated as putative cyclin-A3-1. Gene Ontology annotation, biological process: regulation of cyclin-dependent protein serine/threonine kinase activity; mitotic cell cycle phase transition. NCBI's taxonomy places the organism in Eukaryota, Viridiplantae, Streptophyta, Magnoliopsida, Fabales, Fabaceae. The transcript is spliced from 9 exons. Gene Ontology annotation, cellular component: cytoplasm; nucleus; cyclin-dependent protein kinase holoenzyme complex. The record is from RefSeq and is a predicted model, not a curated record. The coding region runs from base 37 to 1101 and encodes 354 amino acids. Gene Ontology annotation, molecular function: cyclin-dependent protein serine/threonine kinase regulator activity.
UUCUCCCUCUCUUCCAAUCAACAACACACUAAGGAGAUGGAGACUCGUGCUGCAAAGAGGAAGGCAAACGCUGCAAAUGUAGUUGUAGUCCACAAUCAACACUUAAAAAAGAAGCGGAUCGUGUUGGGAGAACUUCCCAAUAUACCCAAUCUUAUACAUCCCGCAACCUUGAACAAACACAAAGAGAAACUUCAAUGUCAGAAGAAUCCCAAUAUCAAGAAACAAGCUCUCUUAAAGAAGACCCUUUCUUCUCCUGAUGCCAACUUUGAUGACCCCCAGAUUGGUGAACCUUAUAUAUCUGAUAUCUAUAAGUAUCUUCGUACAAUGGAGAUGCAGAGAAAGAGAAGGCCAAGGACUGAUUAUAUCGAGAAAGUUCAGAGGGAAGUUACAGCAAACAUGAGAGGGAUAUUGGUGGAUUGGUUAGUGGAGGUUGCUGAAGAGUACAAGCUUCUCUCUGAUACCCUUCAUCUCUCAGUUUCAUACAUUGAUAGGUUUCUAUCAGUUAAUCCUGUGACCAAAUCUAGGCUCCAAUUGCUGGGUGUUUCCUCCAUGCUUAUUGCUUCUAAGUAUGAGGAAAUUACCCCUCCCCGUGUGGAAGAGUUCUGCAGCAUCACUGAUCACACUUAUGACAAGGCAGAGGUUGUGAAGAUGGAAGCUGACAUACUCAAGUCCCUUAAUUUUGAAUUGGGCAGCCCUACUGUGAACACCUUUUUAAGGAGGUUUGCUGGUGUUGCUUCUAAGGACCAAAAAAAUUCAAAUUUGCAGAUUGAAUUUCUGGGCAGCUAUAUAGCUGAGCUAAGUUUGUUGGAUUACAACUGUAUAAGAUUCUUGCCUUCUAUUGUGGCUGCCUCGGUUAUAUUUCUUGCAAGAUUCAUUAUCUGGCCUGAUGUGCAUCCUUGGACUUCAUCCCUGUGUGAAUGCUCGGGUUUCAAACCAGCUGAGUUGAAAGAAUGUGUUCUCAUAUUGCAUGAAUUGUAUUUGUUAAGAAAGGCAACAUCCUUCCAAGCUGUUCGGGAGAAAUACAAGCAGCAUAAGUUCAAAUGCGUGGCAAACCUACCUUCCUCUCCAUAUGUACCAAAUCAUUACUUUGAAGAUCAGUGAUGGAGUGGGAAUUCUAUGAUAAAUGAAUCUCAUAGUUGAGCAAAAUCACCACUUUUGGAAGUGUUAUGCUGUAAUGGAAGUUGAUAUCUUCUACCAAAAAGUAUUUUGUUUUAAACACAGCAGUGAAGUUAAUUACAAGGUUAAACCGCAUUUCGCAAUGAACUUUCUGGAUAGGGAUCUCAAGUUACAUGCCUAAUUACUGUUGCUGAAUGCCAGCUGCUUCUUUAAUGAUAAUU